AUGGAUUCUUUUGAGGCGAGAUUGAAAUUUAUUCAAGUUUUGAAAUCUUUAUCAAAGACGCUGAACACUAUCCUUACCUACGCGCCAGGAUCUAACAGCGACAGUUUUAAUUUAUCCGGGUCGAUCAACAUGUCUGGCAGCAAGACUGCAGCUGUCGACCCUAUUCAGUUCUAUGUAACUUGUUGCGAUGAACACUACGAAGAUUUCCAACAAUGUCUCUUUGAUACAACAAGCAAGAUGGAUUCUCUAGACAGACUGAAUGUGCUGAUCUAUUAUUGUAAACUGAUUGAAAUGCUGAAAUACCUAGUUGACAACAGUACUGGCGGGCUGGAGAGUAAAAAACACAUUCUGAACAAAGUACUGCUGGCAUCAAUUGACAAAUUGUACAUGUUGAUGUUACCUGGAAAUGAAAUAAAGUCGUUGGUAAACUUAAAUGAAUGCAUAAACAGAUUUGUGGACAUGAACCAACUGGCUGGGAACAUUAUAAGUGAUGAAGAGAUGAAGCAGAUGAGGCAAGCUUUCCAAAGACAUUCGAGCACUUCCGCAACCCAGAUUAGCGAGGCGUGGUACACGGUCCCAGAUACCGAAGCAGACACCGCCGGAGACUACGAAAAAUCCUUCAGAACAACGCUGACACUUUUAAAUGACAGAAUUGGGAAACAGCGCUUGUUUUACCAACAAUUUGCCAACAGCGAGCCUAUCCCAUGCCAGGAACAAGGCACAGCUGCAACGCAGAUAACAUUGCACCGGAUGGAGAACGACAGGGAGAGACACAAGAAACUGAAAGAGCAUUCGUGGUUCAUUAAGAGGGACACAGACAGGUCGAUGUUGAGCGCCAAUGAGUUCGAGAAACUUUGGGACAACACCACGGGAGAACUGACCAUAGAGGACCUCAACAAUAUGCAGGAACUGCACGAUAUCUCGCAGCAAUCGUACCUGACCAUGUAA
Molecule: messenger RNA, 948 nt
Organism: Tetrapisispora phaffii CBS 4417
Lineage: Eukaryota; Fungi; Ascomycota; Saccharomycetes; Saccharomycetales; Saccharomycetaceae
Gene: CTK3
Product: Ctk3p
Exons: 1
Coding region: 1-948 (315 amino acids)
Biological process (GO): positive regulation of DNA-templated transcription, elongation; positive regulation of transcription by RNA polymerase I
Cellular component (GO): CTDK-1 complex
Source: RefSeq, a predicted model, not a curated record